Molecule: messenger RNA, 2619 nt
Organism: Branchiostoma floridae (Florida lancelet)
Lineage: Eukaryota; Metazoa; Chordata; Leptocardii; Amphioxiformes; Branchiostomatidae
Product: 14-3-3 protein eta-like
Biological process (GO): signal transduction
Cellular component (GO): cytoplasm
Source: RefSeq, a predicted model, not a curated record
UUCAAAUCGGAGACCACUUAUUACCUGCCCAGCGCACAGCCUGUCCAGUCACCUAGCUGUCUUCAAAGCGAGCGCUACGGUGUAAAUCCAGGCAAGCAACAGAAGUUGUGUAUUGCUGACAACACUGAAGUUGGAAAAUGGCUGACAAGGAAGCUUUGAUACAGAAGGCCAAGCUGUGGGAACAAGCAGAGCGGUGGCAGGACAUGGCGUCGUGUAUGAAGCAGGUGGUGGAGAUGAUACAUAUGAGCAGGGAACCGCUAACUGCAGAGGAGAGGAACCUGCUGUCCGUGGCCUACAAGAACAAGGUGGGUUCCCGGAGGUCCGCCUUGCGUAUCAUCGCGUCGGCCGAGCAGAAGGCGGCCGACGGCUCGGAAACCCGCCAGGCGGCGAAGUGGUUACGGGAGAAGGUGGAGACCGAGAUGAAGGAGAUGUGCGGCGAAGUCGUGAAGCUGCUCGACAGGUUCCUUAUCCCCAUGUGCAUCACUAAUCUACAGCCAGAGGCCGAAGUCUUCUACUGCGAGAUGAAGGGAGAUUACUUACGGUACCUGGCAGAAAUCAGCGAGGGCGAAGAGAGAGAGCAUAUGGUGAAGGAUGCCAAGGCGUACUACGAGAAAGCGCACGAUGUGGCUGCUAUCGAGAUGCCCGCAACACACCCCAUUCGACUGGGAUUGGCGCUUAACUUCUCAGUGUUCCAUUACGAGAUCAGGAAUGACCAUCAAGAAGCGUGCCGGCUGGCGCAGCAGGCGUACGCGGACGCGAUGUUGGAGCGGGACAACUUACCGGAGGACUCGAACAAAGACAGCACCCUCAUCAUGGAGCUUCUCCGAGAAAACGCCACACGUUGGAUGAUCGAGAAUUAAGAUCAGGGAGAGGACUCCCCCAUAUCAAGCGUAUUUCACACAAUCGGGUCAGCUCGUCUUGAGUCAACGUCAACGUCAGCUUGUUUUGCCUUUUAUACCUACCGUAUUUCUUCUGUUUGGAUUACGAACGUCCUUUUUUUUUACCUCAUAAUUAUAAGGAGUAAUGAACCAUUGUUCGUUUAGUCUUUUAGCAUCUUUUUCUAUAAUACAUUUCGAGUGCUGUGUACUAUAUCAUGUUCCUUGGUCCAUCUUUCUUACACUCCUUGUUUGUACCAGAUGGGUACUGUGGUACUCCUUUUACUUCCUUACAUUUCCACAACAAACCCACUUGUUGAUGUCAAUAAAGAUUAGACAUCCAGGUAAUAAGCUUAGAAACAAGAUAUGCCAAAUAGUAAUUCCUCAAGCAACUGGAUACAAUUUUGAAAAAUCAUAUUAAGUUGCUUGAGCAACUGCUAUUUGGCACAAACCCACUUUCUUUGUCGUUGUAAUGGGUUAAGUACAAAUAGUACAUGUAUCAACUUUAUCAUCACACUUAUCGGCCAUUGUCACUUUUAGUUAUUCAUCAGUAUCUAUGCAAAAUUACUCAUAUCAGACGAUCAGAUGGAAGUGUCAACAGUACAAAUACACUCAAGUGCUGCGAAAAUAACCCAUUGUUGCCCUCGGAAAUGAAGUUAAGAUGCAGUCAAGGAAGAUAUGGUAACAGUGGAACAAUAAGGGUUUGCCGAAGGGCAAAACAUUUUCAAAGUAAUAUGUAUUGACAAUAUGGUUGAGUUGUGGGUAUCCUGUAGUUAAACAAUAUUUCGCAGUCAGGGGCUAAUGGGUCCCUUUCCUGGGUAGAUGGACGGCCGCUGGGUGCGCUAUUUUAGGGCGCGGUCGCAUUCGUCGUACUCAGUAUGUCGUUGUGCGAAUUUAAUGUCGUAUGUCGCUGUACGACAUUUAAUUCCUAAGCUUUUAAUGUCGUAUAGUUUUCAAGCUGGCUUCCAUCGAAACGACCAUCAACAAUAACCGUGGACUAACGUUUUUGGCCAAGACAGUUAAAUAGUCUGUGUAGUAACACAAACUCUGCUGUCCAGGGCUGUAACUGGCCCCUCCACGCCAGCCGGGUGUUAGGCGGGCUGCUAUAAGCUGAGAUUUAGUCAGGCUAACAGUUAAACAAACAUCCCAAGAAGGCCCCCAGUUUGCGAUCGAAUGUGACAGCCCCUUUAGUCACACCAGUUUUCCUAGAUACUGGCUCUGGUUUGCCCAUGAUAAUAUCUAUAAUUGAGUAGUCUUGUGGUGUUAGUACUAGUGUUGAUUCGCCGGGAAUAUAUUUGGCUUGUGGGGAAAGUUGGUUUUUAACCCGGGAGAAAGUUAUCAAUAAAGUUCUAUUUACAAAUGUAAGGUUGCCAUUUUAGUCAGACCAGUUUAAUGAGGUACUGGGUCUGUUUUGCCCAUAACAUUUAAAUCUAUGAUUGAUAAGACUUUUGUAGUGUUAACGUUGAAUUAUCGGGAAAAUACUUGGUUUUGGUGUCCAGUAGGAGAAGUUGGUGUUUAGCCCUAAAGAAAGUUUUUAAUAAAGCUUUUUUCCAGAUAUGACUGUGCCAUUCUAUAGUCAGACCACAUUCAUGAGCUACUGCAUUGGGUCUGUUUUGGCCAUGAUAUAUCUAUUAUUGAUGGUGUUAAUGUUUAGUUAUCGGGAAGCUACUUGGUUUUGGUGUCCAGUAGGAAAAGUCCGUGUGUAGCCGGGAGAAAGUUUUCAAUAAAGCGUUCUCUUCAGAUA